AUGCCGCAACCUGAGCAUGGCGUCUACACAGUUUUCGUGGAGCUUCCCAAUACUAAGCUGGAGCUGCUGUCUCCACUGGGCGAGAAAAGUCCUAUCCAGGCGUUCUUGAACAAGAACAAAGACGGCGGUAUGCAUCACAUCUGCAUUGAAGUCAAGGACAUCGAAAAAGCUUUGAAGAGUGUCAAUUUGGAGAAAAAAGUGGAAACCCAGGAUAAGUUGAUCGAAGACCUACAACGUCGAAUCGCCCUGCACGUGCAAAGGAACGAUGAAUUGGUGCAGCAGCGAAACGUGUAUAUGCAGCGGAUUCCUGCUUUGGCCGAGGAGGUGGCGAAGUUGAAGAAAGCCAGUCUCACCGCAAAUGCCGCGCUCCAGCAGAUGAAUACACUGCGAAUCCUACCUACCUCAAUCGGUGGCUGGGUGAUGCCUCCCGUCAUCGCCAAUGGCGCCUAUCGGCCAACGCUCACGCCAACUACAGACUUUGCCGACUUUCUUCUGUCUCGAAAGUUGCACACUGUCGCGCAGUAUCAGGUCCCCAACCAGUGCAGUUUGCAGGAUUGUGCGGUGGGAAUAUUUUACGCCUUGCGCUCAAGCCACCAGAAAUGGAAGAUUGGUACCGUGAUUCGACCGACCAGCAACGAGGCGGGUACAAAGCUGAAGAUUUGCUUCGAUUUUACCAAAAACUUAUGUAUCCAAACCGACUGCUUGAACGCGAUGGUGGUGCUGUUCACUCCGAUCGGCAACUACUCCAGCAGUCUCUUCGUCCAGGACUCGAUUGCUCAAGAUUUGUAUCCUAUGGUUGACCUCUAUCCGGCCGCCAUUUUGGAUAGUGAUGCCGAGGCGGAUCCUCUUGAGGAGGAAGAGGACAGUGAUAUCGAGGAGGAAGAGGCCCUUCAUGUUCGUAAGAAGCGUAAAGUUGCCGGUGCUGCAACGGAAUUUGCGGCCUCGUUUCAAUUUGACAUGUUCGGUGGCACAAAUGAUGCCGACAGAGAAAAUCAGGAUUUGAAGAAAUACCUGAAAAAGACGCCAACUUCGACCCUUGAAGAAAAGAUUGCGGCCGAACGGAAACGAAAGAGCACCGGGGAAGAAAUGAAGAUGUCGCUUGGGACCGAGAAUCCUGAUCAGGAGAUUGAGCAACUUGGCAAGGAUGCUAGAGAUGCCCUGAAAUUGAAGGACAAAAAGGGAAAGGGCAAGAAGAGCAAGGCGGAAAUGGAUUUCUUCGAAGAGUUGAAGGCUACAAAGGAUGAGGACCGGCUUUCAUUUGAUCAAAUGAACUUGAGCAGACCGAUAUUGAAAUCUAUCGGCUCGGCUGGGUACACGGAACCGACUCCAAUUCAAGAAGCUUGUAUUCCUGUGGGAUUGGCUGGAAAGGACAUUUGUGCUUGUUCGGCGACAGGUACAGGCAAGACGGCAGCUUUUGCUCUUCCAAUCCUCGAAAGGCUGUUAUAUCGCCCCUCCCAGCGCUCCAUUACCAGAGUCCUCGUCCUCGUGCCUACUCGUGAAUUGGCCAUCCAAGUCUUCCAAGUAUUCCGCAAGCUCUCCGUCAAUUUGCCGCAUCCGCCGGAUGUUUGUCUGUGCGCUGGCGCAAUUUUAUCUUCAAAACUUGUCAACAUCGGGAUGAGAUCCCGU
Messenger RNA from Mesorhabditis spiculigera, 1626 nucleotides. Lineage: Eukaryota; Metazoa; Nematoda; Chromadorea; Rhabditida; Rhabditidae. The record is from the annotation of a GenBank genome assembly.